Messenger RNA from Bathycoccus prasinos, 2067 nucleotides. RefSeq names its product molecular chaperone DnaK. The coding region runs from base 1 to 2067 and encodes 688 amino acids. Gene Ontology annotation, cellular component: mitochondrion; cytoplasm. The transcript has 2 exons. NCBI's taxonomy places the organism in Eukaryota, Viridiplantae, Chlorophyta, Mamiellophyceae, Mamiellales, Bathycoccaceae. Gene Ontology annotation, biological process: cellular response to unfolded protein; protein refolding. The record is from RefSeq and is a predicted model, not a curated record. Gene Ontology annotation, molecular function: heat shock protein binding; ATP-dependent protein folding chaperone; misfolded protein binding.
AUGCUUCGCGUGGUCGCGCGAAGGUUCGCCCGAGGAGGGAACGCGUCUUCCCCGAAUGGUCAUCCGCUGAUCAAUCAGGCGGCGACGGCGUCGUCAUCGACGUCAAUGUUGAUUCAUAAACAAAUGCUUCCGUCGCUCUCGGGCGGUCUCUCAUCCGCUGCGAAUCAAAUCCGCUCGUACUCCAAAGACGUCAUCGGGAUUGAUUUAGGGACGACGAACUCGUGCGUGGCAGUCAUGGACGGCAAGAACGCGAAAGUCAUCGAAAACGCGGAAGGGUCGAGGACGACGCCUUCGAUGGUGGCGUUCACGGAAAAAGGCGAACGGUUAAUCGGGCAACCGGCGAAGAGGCAAGCGGUGACGAACCCUUCGAACACGUUGUAUGCGUGCAAACGGUUGAUUGGGAGACGAUUCGACGAUCCGCACACGAAGAAGGAGCAAGAGCUCGUGCCGUAUGACAUCGUGAAGGCGAGCAACGGCGACGCGUGGGUCAAGGCGGGCGGGAAAGAGUACUCGCCUUCGCAAGUCGGCGCGUUCGUUUUGCAAAAGAUGAAAGAGACCGCGGAAUCGUAUUUAGGUAGAGGGGUGACGCAAGCUGUGGUGACGGUGCCGGCGUAUUUUAACGACGCGCAGAGACAGGCGACGAAAGACGCGGGGAAAAUUGCCGGUUUGGAUGUUUUGAGAAUUAUCAACGAACCGACCGCGGCGGCGUUGAGUUACGGCGUGGAUAAGAAAGAGGGCAUCGUCGCUGUGUACGAUUUAGGUGGCGGGACGUUUGAUGUGUCCAUUUUGGAAAUUUCCGGCGGCGUUUUCGAAGUCAAAGCGACGAACGGGGACACGUUUUUAGGCGGCGAAGAUUUCGAUACCGUGGUUAUGAAUGAAUUGCAAAACGUGUUUAAGAAAGAGUCUGGGAUCGAUCUCAAAGGCGACAAGUUAGCCGUGCAACGUUUGAGAGAAGCCGCGGAGAAGGCAAAGAUUGAGUUGUCCAGCACGACUUCCACGGAGAUCAACUUGCCGUUUAUCACCGCGGAUGCAACCGGACCGAAACACUUGGCGAUGACUUUGACCCGGGCAAAAUUGGAAGAGUUGGUCGGUUCGCUCUUGGAAAGAACGAAAGCGCCGUGCACGAACGCGUUGAAAGACGCCGGGAUUUCUCCGAGCGAGUUGAGCGAAGUCUUGUUGGUUGGAGGUAUGACCAGAAUGCCGAAAGUGCACUCCAUCGUGAAAGACUUGUUCAAGAGAGACCCGAGUAAAGGCGUGAACCCGGACGAAGUCGUCGCCAUGGGCGCGGCUAUUCAAGGUGGUGUUUUGAGAGGCGACGUGAAAGAUAUUCUCUUGUUGGACGUGACUCCGCUUUCCUUAGGUAUUGAAACCUUGGGUGGCGUUUUCACGCGAUUGAUCAACAGAAACACGACGAUUCCGACCAAAAAGUCCCAAGUCUUUUCCACCGCCGCGGAUUCCCAAACCCAAGUCGGCAUCAAGGUUUUGCAAGGUGAAAGAGAAAUGGCGGCGGAUAACAAAAUCUUAGGCAACUUUGAUUUGAUGGGUAUUCCUCCGGCCCCGCGCGGUGUGCCGCAAAUUGAAGUCACGUUCGAUAUCGACGCCAACGGCAUCGUCAACGUUUCCGCGAAAGACAAAGCCACGGGUAAAGAAAACUCCGUCGCCAUCACCAGCUCCGGUGGUCUCUCCGACGCGCAAGUCGAGCAAAUGGUCCGAGACGCCGAAUCCCACGCCGAAGACGACAAAAAGCGAAAAGAAAUGAUCGACGCGAAGAACGAGGCGGAUACGUUAAUUUAUUCCGCGGACAAAAACAUCCAAGAACACGGCGCCAACUUGCCGCAAGAAAUCAAAGACGAGAUCCAAAACGCGCAAAUGGCGUUGAGAACGGCCAUGGAAGGCGACGAUAACGAAGCGUUGAAAGAGAAAAUCGGUGACUUGCAAAAAGCCGUCAUGAAAAUCGGCGAGGCGUUGAGCAAAGGCGCGAGUUCCGGAGGCGCUUCGGAAUCCGGCGAAGGCACGACGACCGAAGGCGAAGCCACGGAAGAGAAGAAGUCGGAAGAGGCGAAGUAA